AUGAGAUCUUCACCUCUCACUAUACUUAACCAUGUUGGUAGAACACUAAAAAUCCGUGUGACCCUGUGUUUGCUCCUUUUAUGUGUAAAUGUCCGACUGCAUAAGACAAACAGCGCCGGGACAGCGAACUGUGUGAGGAAGAGCUUUUUUAUCUCCCCGAGCGGAACGCGCGCGAGUGUUAAGAAGCGGUUUGUUUUGAGAAGGGCGAACCAUGGGGGGGGGAGCUUAUCGGCCCACGGGGUUGCAGGUCCCCCGAGCGAAGCUGCGCCGAGCGUGGAGGGGAGGCAAAGUGUUGAUGAAGAUAGCCACGCUGGGGGAGGAGAGCACAACCGAUUACGCAGCGGUGGGGAGAACUGCUCACCUCGCGUGAGUAACCAGUUUGCAGACGUGCCCGAAAUAAACCCAAACAUCGCAAAGUUCCUAUCCAGCAAGGGCAUAAAUCAGAUGACGAAAAUCCAGGCACAGAGCUUCAGGCCCAUUUACGAGGGGAGAGACAUAAUAGGGCGCUCCGAAACGGGCUCGGGGAAAACCCUAGCCUUCGCCCUUCCCCUAGUGGAGAAGUUGUACAAAGUUAAAAUGGGGAGGAGCGGAGAAGGGGUAUCUCCCUCCACACCGCACUUAGAAAGUGCCAACCAUUUUGGAGGCACAAACCAGCCAGAUGACAGCAAGAACCCGUCCAUCUUGGUACUAGAACCCACGAGAGAACUAUCCAAGCAGGUAGAAAACACAUUCAAAGAAAUAAGCCAAUUUUACAACUUUAACAUUAUGUCAAUAUAUGGAGGAGAAAGCUACGUAUAUCAGGAAGCCAAGUUGCGGAAAGGAAUAGAAAUUUUAACAGGAACCCCUGGUCGGAUAAUCGAUCACUUGGAGAGAAAAAACUUGUCGCUCCAAAAUAUAAAAUACUUGGUGUUGGACGAAGCUGACGAAAUGCUAAACUUGGGGUUUACCCAUGACUUAGAGAGAAUACUAAGUUACAUUAAUUUGAAGGAAGCGCAGAUUUUGCUCUACUCUGCAACGACUCCUUCCUGGAUUAAAGACAUCUCUUCUAAGUAUAUGAAGAACCCGUUUUUCAUUGACGUGGUUGAUUCUUCCAACAAGACGUCCAAAAAUAUUAAGCACAUUGCGAUAAAGACGCCGUACGACAUAAAGGAAAAGGCUCUGCUGUUGGAGGAUAUCAUUUUGGUCAAGUCGAAUGGAGGCCAGGUGAUCAUCUUCACCAGAACGAAAUUAGAAGCGGAUAUCUUAUGCUCCGAGGGGUCCUUUAAAUCUCUUUCUUUUGCCGUGCUGCAUGGGAACAUCGCCCAGACGACUAGGGAACACACAAUGCAGCGGUUUCGCCAGGGAAUGUUUCAAAUUUUGAUAGCCACGGACAUUGCCGCUAGAGGGCUAGACAUAAGUAACGUCGACUUAGUCAUUCAGUGCUUCCCUCCCAACUACGCAGAAAUUUAUAUACACCGAGCUGGAAGAACGGGAAGAGCAAACAAAAAAGGCAUCUCCGUUGUGUUGUUCUCAACUGAGGAUAAACAAGACUUAGUAAAGAUCGAAAAGAAUUGCGGAAUCAAAUUUUCCAUCGAACAAUUGCCAAACAAUGAAGAUGUCUUCACAUCUGCAUCUACCAUGGCGUCAAAAAAGAUCCAAAAUGUGAACCCAUCCGUUUUGCCAUUCUUUCACAAAACUGCUAGCGAAUUGAUAGAAAAAUGUACCCAGCUGCAAAUGGACCAGACAGAGUUGGUGGCCAGAUGUUUGGCCAUCAUUUCGAAGAAAGAACACAUCAAGAAGAGAUCCCUCAUUAAUGGCCUAUCCGAAACGCUCACCCUAAGCUUUGUUAACAAAAGUAGGAAGUGGAAAAACGAAGACGACAUUAUCUACUGGGUGAACAAAAUUUCAAACGAUUUAAAUGUAAAUACGUUUAACAAAAUUUUACAAAUUAAAAUUGACACACGGGAUAGAUUUUCUUCCUACUUUGAUUUGAAUGAAAAUAUAGCUGAACUGUUCAUACAAAAUUUUAACAACAUGUCCAAGGUGGGCCAUAGGAAUAUGUUCGACUUGACUGUGGCUCGGAGCAUCCCCGAGCACGUCGACUUGACGUCUGACUUUCACUCCUCCAGCAGGUACCACCCCAGGAAGCGCUAUUCCUACAGGAGGAGGCCCUCCUACUACUGA
Plasmodium vivax (malaria parasite P. vivax) is the source of this 2163-nucleotide messenger RNA. RefSeq names its product ATP-dependent helicase, putative. The record is from RefSeq and is a predicted model, not a curated record. Bases 1 to 2163 code for a protein of 720 amino acids. NCBI's taxonomy places the organism in Eukaryota, Apicomplexa, Aconoidasida, Haemosporida, Plasmodiidae. Gene Ontology annotation, molecular function: RNA binding; ATP binding; helicase activity. The transcript has a single exon.